AUGGCAAAAGCUCACACAACACAACAAAAACAGAAAAAAAAAAUAGAAACUUUAAACCGUGUCUUCAAGAUUGUGUUGGAAUAUUUUGAUACAAUCAACUGUACAACUGUGAAGCUUAUGGGAAAAGCAAGCAAGCAACUAAGCUCCUUAGCACUAAAAGAUUUGAAAACUUAUCAAAAGUUUAUUGAACUACUUCACACCAGAAAGCGUUUGAAACUUUCGUGA
Clunio marinus is the source of this 225-nucleotide messenger RNA. The record is from the annotation of a GenBank genome assembly. Lineage: Eukaryota; Metazoa; Arthropoda; Insecta; Diptera; Chironomidae.